CCCGUCCACGGCAGUUCGCCGUAACGCGCCACCACGACGGACCGCUCAGUAACGCUAGUGCCCGUUGACGCGCGUGACACGGAACGGGAUUCUCGGCGCUCGGCCUCCAGUCACCAGAGGCACCAGCGGCGUCCGAGUGUGCAGUGUGUCUGUUGUUUUGUGUGAAAUUGUGUGCCGCGGGUCGUGCUCGUCGUGCUCUGCAGCAUAGGGCCUACCAGUUCUGCAAAAAACACCGCAAACACUCGCCGUCUUCGCCCGUUUUUCGUGCCUUAGCGGGGCUUUGCCGUGGUUUUCCGCCACAGUGUCGUUCUCCCGGUCCCCACGGUGCGUGUGUGUGUGUGUCUGAGUGUUCCGGCCGGUACGGUUCCGGCGCCCAUGACCCCCGCGGGUGGUCCCGUAUGGCCCGCAAUCAACGCCUCGAUCAAACUUUACUCAAGCGAAGAAUCAAGCCCGAAGCGAAACACGGGACCACUGCCGCAAGUUCAGCGAGUGAGGCGAACGCACGGCACCCAGUGUAUCUAGCCUGUGCGCGCUAGAAAGUGAGAGUGAAUUGUCUACAGCACAACCCCAACGCCCACGCCCACCCGAAUGCAGCAAAUGUUACGCUAGCAACGUCAAACCGCGCGCGCGUGUGUGUGUGUGUGUGUGCGGUACGCCUGGAGAGAUAGGUGUAGACGCGCGCAAAAAAAAAAGGAAGCGCACCAAGGACACCGUAAGGAAGAUGGACAGCUCGCCGGACCUGUCACUCAAGCUGCGGCGCGGCUCGAGCGAUUCGCGCGAAUCGUUCUACAUGGACUUUGCCCAGGGCAUCGACUCCGACAUCGAGGACGUGGUGACGAUGGCAUCCGGUGGUGCCGGAGGCCUUCCUUCCCCCUGCACGCUGCCGCCUACCGCCCCCCUGGUGGCGGAAGUGGUGACGAUACAGCCGGCCGGGUCGGCCGUCCCCAGCCAGACCGGCGUCAUUCUCGAGGAGGAAGAUGCUCUCAUCGAGGAAGAGGAGGAGGAAGAGGAGGAAGAAGAGGAGCAGGAGGAGAACGAGCGGGAGAACGGGGAGCCGCCCCAACCGGCCACGGCUGUAGACGAGGAGCAGCUGGGGGAGCAGGAGGCGGGCGACAGUGGAGAGUACGAGCUGCCACCACCGAUGUCCUCCUUUCCUUCGCCCAUCCACAGUCCGGCCAGCUUGCUGCCGCCCCUGUCCGUGCUCAACAUCGACAUUGAAAGGGAUGCUGGUCUGUCGCUGCAACCCAUCAUGCCAUCGCCCUCGGUGUCCCAGAACGCGAUCGUUUCGCCGGAAACGUUCAGCACCCACACCUCGCCCGCACCUUCCCUGCACAAACUGCCCACCGGGCGGCCGACCAGCCCACGGCAUCCAGCCACCCCACCGCUAGUGCAUCCGCCGGCCGUACUGACGGCCGGUGCGGACUAUCCUUCCCUGUCCUCGGUCCACCAGGAGCACGGCACCACCGAUGGGGACGGUUCGCGCAACGGCUCUUCGUUGGGCAUGCAAAGCAAAACCCAGCUCGGGUCGUCCUCCACCUCCUCCUCCACCGCGAUCCAGUCCCGCACACUCCACACACCUACUGCAAGUGCCAAAGCGAUCGAUAUGGUAUCGGCGGGGUGCCCACCUCAAGCGGCCAGCUCGGCACUGCUCGUUACGCUGCCGCUCGCCGGGCCAGGUACGGUGUCGGGGACGGGGGGCGAGUCGGUGCUCUCCGCAAGCAACCGGUCACCCCAUCAGCUCUCCCAGCAGUCGCUCGCCACGCCGGGCAGUGGAGCCGCCAGCCAGACCACCACCACGCACCAGCACCUGUCCGUACUGUACCACUCCCACCAUCAUCAUCUCCAUCCGAUACUGACGACGAAUCGGCGUCCGUCGCGCCUACCCGAACCGGUCUACUAUCCCACGCCGCGCGAAGUGAAACCCGGUGAAGCCCUCGCAACCACCCUGUCGGCCCUGUAUGGUAAGCUGCUCGUGGUGAUGGGUAUCGCAUUCCCGAUGGCGGAAGUUAUCUCCACCUACAUUCCACCUUCCUUCUAUGAGGGCUUCUAUUUAUACCUGUACAUCGGCAGCAUGGUGUUCCUGCUCUUCAUGUACACAACGCUGCUCUGGGGAAAGCCUAAAAUGCCACCCGUCUCACCGAUCAAGAAGCAACCGCUUGCCAGCACGAAGAAGGUAAUGCACCGUACCAGCACGACCUGCUCGACGGACAGCGGCGAACAGUCGGACAGUGAGGACGAAACCAUCAGCUCCAGCCCGAAGGUGCCGGUGCAGGCGCGCCGGAUGUCCCUGUCGGCCGGUGCCGCCUCACGGUUGCAGCACUUUGGCAGCUUCUAUCUGCGCAUGGGUGCGGUCGCGUUCGGCAUCGGUAGCAUGAUCUACUCCGGAUUGGAAUUCGGGCAAUACUUUGAGCUGGAGCGCAACACCAAGUGCCACAACGUGCUGCUCGCACUGACACCGGCCACCCGGAUGGCCUUCAUCUUCAUACAGAUGUAUUUUAUUUUUCUAAACAACGAGCAAAUCAAGGUGUACCGGCACAAGAUCGUGGCGCGGUUCGGGCUGAUGCACAUGAUCGGCACCAACCUGUCCGUUUGGUUCUCGGUGCUGAUACAGGAGACGAAGCACGAGAUCUUGACCUUCUACAAUCCGGAAAACCGCACCCUGCGCAUUUCCCACCGGCUGGGCAACAAGAUGAUGCCCCACCCGGUGGAAACCGUCGCCCAUCUGCGGGUGGCCCGCGGGCUCAAAGGCCCGCACAACAUCUUCGAGUGCCGGCGGUCGAACAUCAUCGGCACGCUGGUGCAGGACGCGUCCCCGUUUCUGUUUCCCUGCACCAUCGAGUACUCGCUGAUCUGUGCCGCCAUCCUGUACGUGAUGUGGCGCAGCAUCAGCCGGCCGCAGAACGAGCAGCCGCAGCGCCAGGAAAGCCUGCACCCGCUCAAACGCUCCCCGCACCACUACUCGGUCGACUGUGCCGGCGCACACAAGGGCCUGUUCAUCGGCAUCCUCAUCCUGGUGCUGACCAUCAUCUCGCUCAUCCUGUUCUUCGUGCUGAUUUCGCGCCCCGAGUUCGUCAGCCUCGCCGUGACGGAGGUGAACAUCUGCGAGCUGACGCUGUACGGCACGACGACGGCCGCCACGCUGAUCGGCAUGUUCCAAGUGCGCCACAUGCAGUACGACGCGUUCCGCAGCUUCAGCCUGGACGACAUCCUGCUCGUCGGGGGCCAGACCGGCUCGUUCCUCUACAGCACGUUCACCGUGAUCGGGGGCCACUUUACGAUGCGGCGCGACACGGUGCUGGUGCUGAUCACGGCCCUCGCCUCGCUGGUCGAGACCGCCUGCCAGACGAUGUUCAUACUGGACGCGAGCCGCCGGUCCGCCGCCACCCAGGAGCACAUCCGCAAGAAGCCGGGCCGCGAGAUCGUCACCUUUCUGCUGGUGAGCAAUCUGGCGAUGUGGGCGAUCAACACGCUCGAGAAGAGCCGGGCCGAGUCGCACCCGAUCCAGCUGCACUUCUACGGGCUGUGGGCGUGGACGAUCAUUACGCACGUGUCGAUGCCGCUCGCGAUCUUCUACCGGUUCCACAGCACCGUCUGCCUGUGCGAGAUCUGGAAGCGGGCGUACAAGAUGAAGCCGGCGUACAUGUAGGGUCGCUCGAGCGCCUGGCCCUGCCCGGCACGCGUGCCGCGGCUCUGCGCCAGGCGUCCGGACGAUGGCGGGGAGCCGGUAGCCGGGCCCGGUGCUGAGGUGCCGCCGUCCACCACGGCCAAGGUGCGGCUGGAGCAGCCCGCCCCGAUCGAUCUGCACGCGUACCUACGCGCUUAGGGCAGCAGAAGAGACAAAGCAGACCAUCCGGAGGGGGUGACUAGAUUUUACCAGCAUCCAUUGCAUUACAUUCAAUCGUGCAUUUUAUAAUCCGCUUACUUCAUACUCACGCAUAAUGGGGAGGGUUUUUUUUCCUCGCGAAUACAAAGAUACAUAACUAGGACCAUGCUGAAACGUGGCGGUCAAAAGCACAAUCUUUUUUAAAAAAAAACCACGCACCUCAGCAGGACUUUGCUUUGCUAUUUUAAUGCAUUUGAACGAUCAGCGCUUGGAGCUCGGUCGUUGCUCUGAACAAGGAUUGAAAUGAGGAUAGUGACGCGGAGUACACACUCGCGUGUACCGCCGACAUACUAGAGCACACACCCCACCGAUGUUUCUUCAAAGACAAGUAGCAGCAAACAAAUAGCAACCAACCGAAGCACGUGUAUCGAACCGCGUGCCCUAACGUGCCAUCGAGAUCGAGACCAGUUUUUUGAAGUAACGCUCAGGAAGAGAGUGGUUUUAUAGUGCCAUUUUUUAGAGACAUUUUUUUCCACACCAGAUACACACCCACAUACAACAUUUUGGAAGGAGCAUUUUUUAUACUAGCGACGAAUAGUUAGGGCGGGAAUUUUUGGAAAACACCCUAAUGGGUCUUUUUGGGGAAUCGGGUCAAUGCCGAGAAGCGUUCUUACCUUCUCAUCUCGAAUUUUUGAUUUAUGUGUGUGUGUGUGUGUCUGUUGGAAGAGCUAUUAAACGGAAGAAGAUGUAUGUUGAAACAAACACAUUAACAAAAAAAAAGAACAAAGAAAACAUAUUCAAACAAAAAACUCAAACAAAAACUACCACGUCACAUCCAUGCUCUAAAGCCGUCUAUAUAAAUGUAUUUGUAGUGCCAAACGAAAUCGCAUAUUGUCCAACACGUAUAACACAGAAAGCGCGUACUCAAACUCAGUGUCAAAACAACAACAACAACCACAACAAAAUCAAAAAAGCAAAUCGUGAGAAAUAAUCAACUAUAUUAUACAUAUUAAAAAAAAAACGAUAAAAGUAUCCGUGCGUCCGUGGAUAUAUUAUUAGGUAAGCGCGGUGUAACUAUGGUGUAACUUCCAGCCAGCAAGGCGGUACAAGGCGAUACAGAUUUUGCGCGAGGAUGUUUUUUACUAAAUAAUAAGAGCGUAACGACACGAACAAAACAACUUUUUACCGUUUUAUUUUUAUUUAUACACAAAAUCAAGGUAUUUACAUAGGUCAGGUUUUACACGAUUAAAUUGUUGCGAUAGAAAGAGAGAGGGAGAAAGCGAGAACGAGGGAGAGAAAUUGUUUGGUUUUUAGUGGUUUUGUGUUGCUUUUACCCUGCGCUUAGCCGUAAGCGACGAACCGUAGUACCACAGUGGGCGGUAGGAAAUUUUAAAUGCCGGCGAUCAAUAAUCGAUUGCAAAUUUCUCUCCAACAAAAAAAAAUUAAAAUAAAACGAAUACGGCCACAGUAGCACCGAUAGCAAAACGAUCGCUCCCGCGACAGUAGCUUAGGAAUAGCUGGUAGCUAACCGAGACGGUGCACGAUUUUAGUUGCGUGUUUCGUGUGUGGACGUGUUUUAGUGCGAAAUCGACAACAAACAAAAAAAAAGAUAUAGUCCCACACACAUGUGUCGUCUUCGCGCUGACCCGGAAAAUGCUGAGACAUUUUUGCGAGCUGAGAUCAUCGUGAGGGAAAACCCGCUCCCCGUCUCGAGAGUCUCGGAUUAUCGUGUCUUCGUUCUGGUCGGUGCGUUCGCGUGGAUUAUUAGAUCAUAUUCCUUCUUUAGGUUCUAUUUCUUGAGCAAGAUUGAAAGGAAAAGCGCAAUCCUUUGUGUUGCUAGUGGUGCGUAGCUAUAGUCGGAUUGUAAACCAACACAAAAAAAAAACAAAAAACAAAAAACAAAAAUCGCCACGAAAACCAAACGCUUAUUUAAGUACGUGUAGAGAGAGAGAGCAUUCUGAUCAAAGUACAUAAUCUCUUCUCGCGCUGCAUGCAAACAUCGUGUCCGGUACGCGUGUCUCUUCUACUAGCCAUCUUUUAAACACUAUUACUCGUUGUACAACACCCGGUCUACCCGCCAGACUGGGGCCGCGUCCUUACUGCUGUUUACACCUCUUCUUUUGCUCGUUUGUUGCUAAACCGGCAACCCCGUAUCGUAGCCGUCGUACUGUUCUGCUCCAUAUCGCUCAUGCUAUUCUAUCUGUCAUAACGUCAUUUUACCCGAUGUUUGUAUGCCAACAACUAUCCUGACAACAACAACAACAACAAAACAAGCUAAAAUCAAAGACUCUCCCGUGUAGCUGGUAAGAUUAACGUGUAAGAAAGCAAACCCUGGAAAGAUGUUAACGUGUUUUAUUGAUUGCGUUUUUGAGUCUGGAAAAUUUAUUGCAAUUCCCGAUCGCUCGCCGGAGAAGGGUAGGAAGUUUUAAUGGUGGCGGGUAGAGAGCGGGGGAAUAUUUGCGGAGGGAUUGGAGUUGCUGUAUUUGUGGAUUGGUUAGCUCGUUCCGUUUGAUUGACCAGCUGUUCGUUAGAUAUUCGCGUUUUUGGUUUUCCAUUUGCGGGAUGAUGGAAAUCACUAAGUUGUGCCAAUUAUUGUACAUGUAAACAAAUUCACACACACAUAUACUCAAACACACAUACACACUCAGACACACAGAGUAAUGUUAAGUUGAGUUUGCUUGGGGAAAGAAAUUGCGCGGCAGUCAGUCAGAUUUGGGCGUUUAGUGUGGGGUGGGUCAAUUAGGCUUCAAUGUUCUUUUAUAUCUAUGUACUGCGUAUGUUAUUGGGCUUAUCUUAAGAAGAAGAAUGAAAAAAACCGGGGGGCAAACGAAAAUACGAACGAUACGAAGUUCUGUAGAAAAUAUAAUCGAAUCAAAAACCAAAAGAUAAAACAAAAAACGCCGAAGAAGUUAUUACAAAUCGAAUUACACUCCAACUCAACGUCGACCAUUUGGAUUUACAAAUAAACUGAACAAAAAAAAAACUUAUCGUAAUGAAAAUGA
Molecule: messenger RNA, 6825 nt
Organism: Anopheles arabiensis
Lineage: Eukaryota; Metazoa; Arthropoda; Insecta; Diptera; Culicidae
Gene: OtopLc
Product: proton channel OtopLc
Exons: 9
Coding region: 722-3646 (974 amino acids)
Biological process (GO): proton transmembrane transport
Cellular component (GO): membrane
Molecular function (GO): proton channel activity
Source: RefSeq, a predicted model, not a curated record